AUGAGUUUAUUUAAAGAUCGCAAAAUUUGCAAGUUGUUGGCCAGCGCGGAUAAAAUCAACCAGGAAGGCUACAAAACCAACUUGCUGGAAAAUAACAUUUAUUCUGGGAGCAAUUCAGGUUCAGUUGAGCGUUAUUCUGCUGAAGAUGAGAAGACUAAACUUGGUUCCAACGAUUCUAUAUCUAGUUGUAUGACUCAGGUUUCCAUAAAACACCGAAACGACGAGGUACACACUGAUUCUGACGGUUCCGAGAAUAAACCAGAAGGUCAUAAAAGGUCUUACAAAUCAGAUGAAAUUACAGAGACUAAGCUUGUUAAAAAGGACGAGGAUGAGUUAAAGAGUGCGAGAAGCUCAAAGUUGAUAAUUUUUGAUUACGACGACACUAUACUUCCCACAUAUUCUCUGACAUUGCUACAGAAACCGAGAUUCACUACGAGGUUAACUGAGGAGGCUCUUCUGGGUCUAGAAAAACUAAGCGAUGCAGUUUUGGAUAAUAUGAACACUGCGUUAAAUAUCGGAACCAUUGUUAUCGUCACAAAUGCCAGCUCGGAGUGGGUAUCUCAGAGCGUCGAAAGAUAUCUUCCGAAGGUUGGGGAAUUCUUAAUUAAGCACAAGAUACGGAUAAUUUCAGCUAGAGAUAGGUUUGGUAACUCCAUGUUGGCUCAAAAGCACUGGAAAUAUUUCAUCUUUAUUGAUCUCAUUGAGGAGCACUUUAUUCGACAGCUUAAAACUGGUGACUCAUUUUCCUUAAUUUCAAUUGGUGAUGGUUCUGAGGAGCGUGAGGCUUGUAUGAAGCUUGUUGGUAUUUUCAAAAACCAGGGUUGGACUUUUAAAAACUUGAAAUUUUUAAAUCAGCCUAGUUACAACUGCCUCACUUUGGAGCACAUUCUUCUUCAAAAGUCCUUCAAGAACUUUGUAGACAUUCAAUCUUCUGCUGAUUUAUGCAUCCAAUUCGACAAAGUGAACUCUUAA
Messenger RNA from Theileria annulata, 972 nucleotides. RefSeq lists its product as uncharacterized. The record is from RefSeq and is a predicted model, not a curated record. The coding region runs from base 1 to 972 and encodes 323 amino acids. The transcript has a single exon. Lineage: Eukaryota; Apicomplexa; Aconoidasida; Piroplasmida; Theileriidae.